Cynara cardunculus var. scolymus (artichoke) is the source of this 2129-nucleotide messenger RNA. Its product is annotated as LEAF RUST 10 DISEASE-RESISTANCE LOCUS RECEPTOR-LIKE PROTEIN KINASE-like 1.2. Lineage: Eukaryota; Viridiplantae; Streptophyta; Magnoliopsida; Asterales; Asteraceae. The annotation marks the transcript as partial. The transcript is spliced from 3 exons. Gene Ontology annotation, molecular function: protein kinase activity; ATP binding; polysaccharide binding. Gene Ontology annotation, biological process: protein phosphorylation. The record is from RefSeq and is a predicted model, not a curated record.
GCUGCUCAAUCUAAUGCAACAACUUACCCCACUUGCCCUUCAUAUAAUMAUUGUGGUAACAUCACCAUCAGCUACCCUUUUUGGAGGAUCCACGAUGAUCAGACCCAAUUCUGCGGAUAUCAAGGUUUCGGAAUCAAGUGCUCCGAACGGGAUGUUCCCACCAUUGAUUUCGACCGGGUUUCUUACUAUGUUGAUAAGUUGAUCUACGAAACUAGCAGUAUCAUUCUCGUCGAUUACGACGUUUCUCCCAUCCCCGGUCGCAACCCCUGCCCAAGGGUGAGCCAUAACAUUGACUUUCAAUCGUUGCCGUUCAAUUUCACAUCUUAUAACCUUAACUUAAGUUUCCACUUUAAUUGCAACGGAAUCCCUGAUUUUGCAACUGAAAUACCGUGUUUGGAAUUGGAUUCCCGAAGAAGAAAGUCGUGCGUUAAUGUUAUCACUUUGGAGACGAAGGAUUUCGAUUGGAGGAACUACUCAUGCGAGGAGCAUGUGGUUCAGACGGUAUUGAAUACUAGCGUUCUUGAUGAAGAUAURCUUGCAAGGGAAUUCGGUGAAGUGUUGAGAAGAGGAUUCGAGCUAAAGUGGUGGAGGCUGGAGAGUUGCAGUAAGUGCGAAGARUCGAAUGGGCGGUGCGGUUACAAUAACAGGACGUCGRAGUCCAUGUGCUUUUGCUCCGAUGGUAGAACCACGACGGACGACUGCGAGGCCAAAGGUAGAAAUUGGAAGUUGAAGCUUAUUAUUGGUCUCGUUGGCACCACAUUGGGGAUUGUUCUCGUGUGUCUCUUUUGCUGUUUCUAUCGACGACUAAACAAGAAGAGACGUUCUAACUAUGGUUCUUCCUACAUGUCAAGAAACAUUUCUUCGUUUCCAUCAUCAAUUACGGAUCCUGAAAAGGAUGGAACCUACAACGGUGUUCAAAUCUUUAAGUACAAAGAGCUCGAGAAAGCCACAAACUAUUUCGAUCCCGCGAACGAACUUGGAGAUGGAGGUUUCGGUACCGUCUACAAAGGGAAACUCCGAGACGGGCGUAUCGUAGCGGUGAAACGAUUGUAUGAAAACAACUACAAAAGGGUGGAGCAGUUCAUGAAUGAGAUUCGGAUCCUCGCUGGUUUGCACCACCAAAGUCUCGUAUGCCUUUACGGUUGCACCACCCACCACGGGCGUGAGCUUCUGCUCGUGUACGAAUACAUCCCAAAUGGCACCGUUGCGGACCAUCUCCACGGCGAAAAGUCGAACCCCGGCUCACUUUCAUGGACCACAAGAAUGAGCAUCGCUAUAGAGACCGCAAGCGCAUUGGUCUACCUUCAUCAUUCCGAUGUCGUUCACAGAGACGUUAAAACCAACAAUAUUCUAUUGGACAACAGCUUCACCGUAAAAGUUGCUGAUUUCGGAUUAUCCCGUCUUUUUCCUGACAACGUGACCCACGUUUCGACCGCCCCACAAGGCACCCCUGGAUACGUGGACCCCGAAUAUCACGAGUGCUAUCAGUUGACGAGUAAAAGCGAUGUUUAUAGCUUCGGGGUCGUUUUAAUCGAGCUUAUUUCGUCAAAACCGGCGGUUGACAUAACCCGGCAUCGACACGAGAUCAACCUAUCGAAUAUGGCGAUCAACAAGAUCCGUAACGAUGCAGUCCACGAGCUCGUGGACCCGAAUCUUGGAUUCGAAACCAAUUACGAGGUGAGGAAGAUGAUUCAUGGGGUUGCAGAGCUGGCGUUUCAAUGCUUGCAAAACGAGAGGGACUGCAGACCAUCCAUGGAUCAAGUGUUGGAAGGUCUGAAAGGAAUUAAGAAUGGAUAUGAGAAGCACGAAGUGUUGGAUGGUAUCAGUGAUGAUGCGGUGUUGUUGAAAAAUCCGUCGCAGGCGAUGUCGCCGGAUUCGGUGGCGAUUGCUUGGAGUACAUCUACGAUGUCGACUUCAAGUGGGUGAUUACGGACGUCCGUGGGGUUAAGAAGUUGGAUUAUGAAAUAUAUAAUAUUGAAAUUAGGGUUUGGUAAUGGUUGAUGUGUUCAGUACACUAUGAAGGUUUAUGAAGAGAGGUGUAUAUAAACCCUUUUUUGCCAUUGCUCUCAUUCGUUCAUUUCUUUUGAUUUGUAUUUAUCAAAUAGAAUUCAACGUUAUUGUAAAAUUCA